This is a messenger RNA of Symphalangus syndactylus (siamang), 4371 nucleotides long. It is a transcript of the gene PIK3CG, whose product is annotated as phosphatidylinositol-4,5-bisphosphate 3-kinase catalytic subunit gamma. The record is from RefSeq and is a predicted model, not a curated record. Gene Ontology annotation, cellular component: phosphatidylinositol 3-kinase complex, class IB; cytoplasm; plasma membrane. Gene Ontology annotation, molecular function: 1-phosphatidylinositol-4-phosphate 3-kinase activity; 1-phosphatidylinositol-3-kinase activity. NCBI's taxonomy places the organism in Eukaryota, Metazoa, Chordata, Mammalia, Primates, Hylobatidae. Gene Ontology annotation, biological process: phosphatidylinositol 3-kinase/protein kinase B signal transduction; phosphatidylinositol-3-phosphate biosynthetic process; cell migration.
GAGAAAGCUCUCACCAAGCUAAGGAAGUGAGCUCCCAGACCAUGCCUUUAAAAAUUUUCAGCUUGAUAACUUAGUCCUCAAGAUUACUAGGUUUCUCUUCCCCCACCCCUCAGUUAGUGUGUGCGAACAAGAAUUCUUUUGAAUUCCCAGGAGGAGAAUGAGUUUGACUGGUAAAAGUUUUCCUAAUAGGAUACCUAAUACUGUGGCUCUUAGAACUAGCUACAAAGAUAUUUCAUAUGUUUAUGUCUAAUAAUGGGUAAUUUUGGUUUGGAUUUAUGUCAUUUUGUCUCAGCAUCACAAUUUUUGAAAAAUUAGUUCAAAGAGAAAAAAAAAAAAGAAAAACCAUGGUAAACAUUGCUCAGUCUCAUACUCCUACCCUCUCUAUGCUAAAACAGGAAAUGCAUUUCUGACACUUAAAACGAGCAAUCGCACGUAUAAUCAACUUGGUUAAAACUUCCUUCCUGGUAACUGCAACACUUCCUCUGCAUCUGGAUAUGAAGGGAGCCCCAGAAAAGCGGAAGAAUUUAGACGCACACUGGAUAGGUUUGAAUUUGUUUUGUUUUCAAAAAUUAAACAAAUGAUCCUUCAGCAUCAUCGCCUCUGCUGCUUUAUCAGGUCGCAUAGGGCAUGGAGCUGGAGAACUAUGAACAGCCCGUGGUGCUGAGAGAGGACAACUGCCGCAGGCGCCGGAGGAUGAAGCCGCGCAGUGCUGCGGCCAGCCUGUCCUCCAUGGAGCUCAUCCCCAUCGAAUUCGUGCUGCCCACCAGCCAGCGCAAAUGCAAGAGCCCCGAAACGGCGCUGCUGCACGUGGCCGGCCACGGCAACGUGGAGCAGAUGAAGGCCCAGGUGUGGCUGCGAGCGCUGGAGACCAGCGUGGCGGCGGACUUCUACCACCGGCUGGGCCCGGACCACUUCCUCCUGCUCUAUCAGAAGAAGGGGCAGUGGUACGAGAUCUACGACAAGUACCAGGUGGUGCAGACUCUGGACUGCCUGCGCUACUGGAAGGCCACGCACCGGAGCCCGGGUCAGAUCCACCUGGUGCAGCGGCGUCCGCCCUCCGAGGAGUCGCAAGCGUUCCAGCAGCAGCUCACCGCGCUGAUCGGCUAUGACGUCACUGACGUCAGCAACGUGCACGACGACGAGCUGGAGUUCACGCGCCGUGGCCUGGUGACCCCGCGCAUGGCAGAGGUGGCCAGCCGCGACCCCAAGCUCUACGCCAUGCACCCCUGGGUGACGUCCAAGCCCCUCCCGGAGUACCUGUGGAAGAAGAUUGCCAACAACUGCAUCUUCAUCGUCAUUCACCGCAGCACCACCAGCCAGACCAUUAAGGUCUCGCCCGACGACACCCCCGGCGACAUCCUGCAGAGUUUCUUCACCAAGAUGGCCAAGAAGAAAUCUCUGAUGGAUAUUCCCGAAAGCCAAAGCGAACAGGAUUUUGUGCUGCGCGUCUGUGGCCGGGAUGAGUAUCUGGUGGGCGAAACGCCCAUCAAAAACUUCCAGUGGGUGAGGCACUGCCUCAAGAACAGAGAAGAGAUUCACCUGGUGCUGGACACGCCUCCAGACCCGGCCCUAGACGAGGUGAGGAAGGAAGAGUGGCCGCUGGUGGACGACUGCACGGGAGUCACCGGCUACCAUGAGCAGCUUACCAUCCACGGCAAGGACCACGAGAGUGUGUUCACCGUGUCCCUGUGGGACUGCGACCGCAAGUUCAGGGUCAAGAUCAGAGGCAUUGAUAUCCCCGUCCUGCCCCGGAACACCGACCUCACGGUUUUUGUAGAGGCAAACAUCCAGCAUGGGCAACAAGUCCUUUGCCAAAGGAGAACCAGCCCCAAACCCUUCACAGAGGAGGUGCUGUGGAAUGUGUGGCUUGAGUUCAGUAUCAAAAUCAAAGACUUGCCCAAAGGGGCUCUACUGAACCUCCAGAUCUACUGCGGUAAAUCUCCAGCACUGUCCAGCAAGGCCUCUGCAGAGUCCCCCAGUUCUGAGUCCAGGGGCAAAGUUCAGCUUCUCUAUUAUGUGAACCUGCUGCUGAUAGACCACCGUUUCCUCCUGCGCCGUGGAGAAUACGUCCUCCACAUGUGGCAGAUAUCAGGGAAGGGAGAAGACCAAGGAAGCUUCAAUGCUGACAAACUCACGUCUGCAACUAACCCAGACAAGGAGAACUCAAUGUCCAUCUCCAUUCUUCUGGACAAUUACUGCCACCCGAUAGCCCUGCCUAAGCAUCAGCCCACCCCUGACCCGGAAGGGGACCGGGUUCGAGCAGAAAUGCCCAACCAGCUUCGCAAGCAAUUGGAGGCGAUCAUAGCCACUGAUCCACUUAACCCUCUCACAGCAGAGGACAAAGAAUUGCUCUGGCAUUUUAGAUAUGAAAGCCUUAAGCACCCAAAAGCAUAUCCUAAGCUAUUUAGUUCAGUGAAAUGGGGACAGCAAGAAAUUGUGGCCAAAACAUACCAAUUGUUGGCCAGAAGAGAAGUCUGGGAUCAAAGUGCUUUGGAUGUUGGGUUAACAAUGCAACUCCUGGACUGCAACUUCUCAGAUGAAAAUGUAAGAGCCAUUGCAGUUCAGAAACUGGAGAGCUUGGAGGACGAUGAUGUUCUGCAUUACCUUCUACAGUUGGUCCAGGCUGUGAAAUUUGAACCAUACCACGAUAGCGCCCUUGCCAGAUUUCUGCUGAAGCGUGGUUUGAGAAACAAAAGAAUUGGUCACUUUUUGUUUUGGUUCUUGAGAAGUGAGAUAGCCCAGUCCAGACACUAUCAGCAGAGGUUCGCUGUGAUUCUGGAAGCCUAUUUGAGGGGCUGUGGCACAGCCAUGCUGCAUGACUUUACCCAACAAGUCCAAGUAAUCGAGAUGUUACAAAAAGUCACCCUUGAUAUUAAAUCGCUCUCUGCUGAAAAGUAUGACGUCAGUUCCCAAGUUAUUUCACAACUUAAACAAAAGCUUGAAAACCUGCAGAAUUCUCAACUCCCCAAAAGCUUUAGAGUUCCAUAUGAUCCUGGACUGAAAGCAGGAGCGCUGGCAAUUGAAAAAUGUAAAGUAAUGGCCUCCAAGAAAAAACCGCUGUGGCUUGAGUUUAAAUGUGCUGAUCCUACAGCCCUAUCAAAUGAAACAAUUGGAAUUAUCUUUAAACACGGUGAUGAUCUGCGCCAAGACAUGCUUAUUUUACAGAUUCUACGAAUCAUGGAGUCUAUUUGGGAGACUGAAUCUUUGGAUCUGUGCCUCCUGCCAUAUGGUUGCAUUUCAACUGGUGACAAAAUAGGAAUGAUCGAGAUUGUGAAAGAUGCCACGACAAUUGCCAAAAUUCAGCAAAGCACAGUGGGCAACACGGGAGCAUUUAAAGAUGAAGUCCUGAAUCACUGGCUCAAAGAAAAAUCCCCUACUGAAGAAAAGUUUCAGGCAGCAGUGGAGAGAUUUGUUUAUUCCUGUGCAGGCUACUGUGUGGCAACCUUUGUUCUUGGAAUAGGCGACAGACACAAUGACAAUAUUAUGAUCACCGAGACAGGAAAUCUAUUUCAUAUUGACUUCGGGCACAUUCUUGGGAAUUACAAAAGUUUCCUGGGCAUUAAUAAAGAGAGAGUGCCAUUUGUGCUAACCCCUGACUUCCUCUUUGUGAUGGGAACUUCUGGAAAGAAGACAAGCCCACACUUCCAGAAAUUUCAGGACAUCUGUGUAAAGGCUUAUCUAGCCCUUCGUCAUCACACAAACCUACUGAUCAUCCUGUUCUCCAUGAUGCUGAUGACGGGAAUGCCCCAGUUAACAAGCAAAGAAGACAUUGAAUAUAUCCGGGAUGCCCUCACAGUGGGGAAAAAUGAGGAGGAUGCUAAAAAGUAUUUUCUUGAUCAGAUCGAAGUUUGCAGAGACAAAGGAUGGACUGUGCAGUUUAAUUGGUUUCUACAUCUUGUUCUUGGCAUCAAACAAGGAGAGAAACAUUCAGCCUAAUACUUUAGGCUAGAAUCAAAAACAAGUUAGUGUUCUAUGGUUUAAAUUAGCACAGCAAUCAUCGAACUUGGAUUUCAAAUGCAAUAGACCAUUGCGAAAGCUGGCAUUUCAGAAGUAUAGCUCUUUUCCUACCUGAACUCUUCCCUGGAGAAAAGAUGUUGGCAUUGCUGAUUGUUUGGUUAAGCAAUGUCCAGUGCUAGGAUUAUUUGCAGCUUUGGUUUUUUCUCAUUUGUCGGUGGCAUUGGAGAAUAUUCUCGGUUUAAACAGACUAAUGACUUCCUUAUUGUCCCUGAUAUUUUGACUGUCUUACUAUUGAGUGCUUCUGGAAAUUGUUUGGAAUAAUUGAUGACAUCUAUUUUCAUCUGGGUUUAGUCUCAAUUUUGGUUAUCUUUGUGUUCCUCGAGCUCUUUAAAGAAAAAGAUGUAAUCAUUGUAA